Molecule: messenger RNA, 1237 nt
Organism: Tribolium castaneum (red flour beetle)
Lineage: Eukaryota; Metazoa; Arthropoda; Insecta; Coleoptera; Tenebrionidae
Product: malate dehydrogenase, mitochondrial
Exons: 5
Coding region: 65-1195 (376 amino acids)
Biological process (GO): tricarboxylic acid cycle
Cellular component (GO): mitochondrion; cytoplasm
Molecular function (GO): L-malate dehydrogenase (NAD+) activity
Source: RefSeq, a predicted model, not a curated record
AGUAGCCACUUAUCAUUUUUGACAUUUUCGUAAAUUUUGGCCCUCAAAAUUGAAGUAAACCGAAAUGGCUGUAACAACCAAGCUACUUUCAAUCGCCCGACAUGGAAAUUUCGUCCCAAAAAUUCGCUUUAGCAGCAGCUCAACUACAAUGAAAGUCACAAUUUUGGGAGCUGGAGGCAACACGGGCAAGUCUGUGAGUCUAAUGCUUAAACAGAGCCCUUUUAUCGACGAACUUUGCCUCUACGACACCCAAUCAUUGGAAGGAUUCGCAAACGAUUUGAACUAUGUUGAUACAAAGUGCCGAGUGACGUCCUUUUUCGGAAACAAAGACAUCCAAAAGGCCCUGACUAAAUCGAACAUUAUUGUGGUUUUGUCGUGCUGUCACGCAGCAGAACCCACCAAUUACGCAAGUCUAUUCGACAGGAACGCCCCAAUAGUCAAAGAUUUGGCCACAAGUAUUGCCAAGUUUUCCCCAAAAUCAACCGUAGCCAUUGGCGUGGAGCCAAUCAACAGUGUGGUGCCAAUGUUUAGCGAAAUAAUGAAAAAAUACGGACAUUACAACCCUUAUUCAAUUUUCGGCAUAACUACCGUCGACGUGGUUCGUACUAAUAAAUUUGUGGCCGAAAUUCUCGGCCUGGAGCCCGAAUGUGUGACGGUGCCAAUCGUGGGAGGCCACAGCGAGAAAACCAUCGUUCCGGUCCUGUCCCAGGCGAAGCCUUGCAACGAACUCACAAACGAAGAACUCGAAGAUAUCACAAUCAGUGUCCGCAAAGCCAACGAGCACUUGCUCAAAGUGCGUUCGGACGGCGCUUAUUUGGCAAGUGCGUUCGCGGUUUCGCGCUUUGUCAUUUCGCUGGUUAAGGCAGCAAGAGGCCAAAACGAAAUUGUUGAGUGUUCCUAUGUCAAGUCCAAUGUGCACCCACAGUUAAAGUACAUGGUGACUCCGCUUUUGCUGGGUCCGGGAGGGGUUGCGAAAAAUCUGGGGCUGCCGGAAUUGAGCGAUUAUGAGACUUGUUUGCUGGAGAAUGCGAUCCCAGUUCUGGCUGAAGAGAUUAAAAAGGGGGAGUACGUGGGAGGGCGUCCGAUGGAUUUGAUUGAUGGGGUUUUGCACGAGAAGCCACUUUGCGACCCUUGUAAGGAGCCCCGAUGUCCUCCGGAUCAUUGCGAGUUGCAGUCGCUAUUUGUCGAUAAAUGAAAGAAAAAAUGUAAUAAAUUUGAGAUAAAAAUUUGAAAUUGA